Molecule: messenger RNA, 1140 nt
Organism: Menidia menidia (Atlantic silverside)
Lineage: Eukaryota; Metazoa; Chordata; Actinopteri; Atheriniformes; Atherinopsidae
Source: the annotation of a GenBank genome assembly
AUGGGCUGCCACUUUGCCGGGGUCCCAUUGAGCUUCGGCUGGCCCUUCUCCAACACCGUGUGCAAGAUGAGCGGGUUUGUGCAGGGUGUUUCUGUGUCAGCGUCCGUCUUUACGCUGGUGGCCAUCGCCAUUGAAAGGUUUCGUUGUAUCGUGUACCCUCUACAGCCGAAGCUCACCCUCUUUGUCGCCAAGGUGGCCAUAGUGUCAAUUUGGGUGUUGGCCAUCGCCAUCAUGUGUCCGGCCGCCGUGGCGCUGACCGUGGACAAAGUCCCCUUUCAUUACAUGGUGUACAAUGAGGACUUCAAUCGCACCACGCCCUUGUACACCUGCUACGAAAACUUCGCAAACCCCCAGAUGAGAAAGGUCUACACGGCGGUCCUGUUCGCCCACAUCUACUUGGUGCCCCUCACAGUGAUCACGCUGAUGUACGUCGGCAUCGGAAUCAAGCUGUGCUCCUCUGUGGUGGCGAACAGAGAGCUGCAGCCCGCCAACGCCACCGUCCAGGCGGGCGGCCGGAGACACGGCCCGUCGACGGUGUCCAACAAGAAGAUAAAGGUGAUAAAGAUGCUGGUGGUGGUGGCUCUGCUCUUCAUGCUGUCCUGGCUGCCGCUCUGGACCCUCAUGAUGAUGGCAGACUACGGGGGCCUGGACAGGGACAAGCUGGACCUCCUGACCAGCUACGUCUUCCCCUUCGCCCACUGGCUGGCUUUUUCCAACUCCAGCGUCAACCCCAUCGUCUACGGGUACUACAACAAGAACUUCAAGAGGGGCUUCAAGGCGGUGUGCAAGUCCAGGCCGGUGUGCUGCACCCCGCAGCUGAGGAGCCGGCUGGCCCGGUGGGGGAGGAGGGGCCGCUCCGUGCACGGCCCCUGCGAGGCCUCCGACUUAAGAGACAGCUCGAACAAUCCCAACAACUUCAUGCUGGGGCUGAGGAACCGCGUCCACAACAACAACAAGCUGAGCGACACGGCGCAGGGGACGGGGGGCACGCGGGUGGGCUGCGUGGCGGUGCACUCGGGGAGGACCGUGUCGGAUCAAGGGUUCGAAAUGGCAACGCUGAACAAGAAGAGCAGCAACGGGGAGGGCUCGGAUAAGGUGAGCUCGCUGGCUGUGUCGGUGUAUCAGGCGUGGGAUAACUGA